Messenger RNA from Poecilia reticulata (guppy), 5881 nucleotides. It is a transcript of the gene tbx21, whose product is annotated as T-box transcription factor 21. NCBI's taxonomy places the organism in Eukaryota, Metazoa, Chordata, Actinopteri, Cyprinodontiformes, Poeciliidae. Gene Ontology annotation, biological process: positive regulation of DNA-templated transcription; lymphocyte migration; regulation of transcription by RNA polymerase II. The record is from RefSeq and is a predicted model, not a curated record. Gene Ontology annotation, molecular function: RNA polymerase II cis-regulatory region sequence-specific DNA binding; DNA-binding transcription factor activity, RNA polymerase II-specific. Gene Ontology annotation, cellular component: chromatin; nucleus.
AAUAUAUGUAUGUCACAGGUUAAAAAGUGGAGCAUGUGUUUGAGUCACUGUUGGAGUCAAAUAAAAGACACUCACCCGCUCCUGUAGUAGUAAAAAGAAAAAAAACUAAAAAAAACAAAAAAGCUAAAGUUUGGUGUGAACGGAGCGUGUGAGAGAUGUUUUCACCUCUGAGCGGCGGACAAGUUUAAAUGUGCCGCAUGUCAGAGCGCUUUCUCUCCUAGGUGAGGAUAAAACAGUCCAGACUCUGCUGCUUUUGUUGUUAUUUUUCUUCUUUCUUUCUUUUUUUUUUCCUCUUCCUUUUUACUGGCAGUCUGAGUUAAGCUUAUGACUUUUGACACACUCCGGGAGCGACGCUGCAAAUGGGCGGCAUAGGUGGCAGCCUCUACCUCAGCAUGUUGAAUGGGACUGAAGCGCAAACUCUCGGAAAGAGCGUCGACAUCAGCAGCCACCUCCACCGCGGCGGCAAGGAUCUAGCCGAGUUUAAGAUGGGCAUCCAGGACGCCCGCUUCUACUAUUCGGACUCGGUUCAGGGCGGCCAGGACCCUCUCAGCCUGCCCUACCACACGGAGCAGACAGUGGGGGGUUACGGGGCGCAGCCCGGUAGGUUUUACGCGCAGACCCUGAGCGGCUGCCCCUACGGCGGCGUGCGCUCUCCGCAGAGGAGCGGCGCCGGGCAGGGAUACGUCCCCGCGGCGGGAGAGGGUUUCCCCACUGGAGGUAAAGACCCGGUGUACUCCCCCUCUGCGGAGAACUACCCGGCGGGCUUCCAGCAUGGCUACCAGCGGCCUCUCUACCCUUUACCUGGGCUGCAGGUGUGCGGGAAGACCCAGGUUCUGCUAAAUAACUACCCGCUGUGGGCCAAGUUUCACAAGUUCCAGACCGAGAUGAUAAUCACCAAGCAGGGCAGGAGGAUGUUUCCCUUCCUGAGCUUCAACAUCAGCGUGCUGGAUCCGUCUGCCCACUACAACGUCUACGUAGACGUGGUUCUGGCCGAUCAGCACCACUGGAGGUACCAGGGAGGCAAAUGGGUCCAGUGUGGGAAAGCAGAGGGAAACAUGCCAGGAAAUCGGAUGUACAUGCACCCUGACUCUCCUAACUCCGGGGCUCAUUGGAUGAGACAAGAAGUGUCAUUCAGCAAGCUCAAGCUCACCAACAACAAGGGCAGCACCAACAACGUGGCACAGAUGAUUGUGCUCCAGUCGCUCCACAAGUACCAGCCACGUCUUCACAUAGUGGAGGUGAAGGAGGACGGCUCAGAGGACCCCUUCCUGUCCUCGAAAGCUCAGACGUUUGUCUUUCCAGAGACUCAGUUCAUCGCCGUCACCGCUUAUCAGAACGCAGACAUCACUCAGCUGAAAAUAGACCAUAACCCCUUCGCAAAAGGUUUCCGCGACAAUUACGACACGCUCUACGCUCCUCCCGACUCUGAUCGCCUCACCCCUUCCCCUACAGAGGGCCAGCAGUUGUUACCGGGGACCUGCUACCCACAGAGCUACCUUUCUGAACAAUAUAUUAGUCCCCUGUCGCAGACCCGMUUCUACGGCCGCGAUCACAUCGGCAUGGGCCAGCAGCACAAAGACCCGUCCUCUAGCCCUGGACCRCACAGUCGCUGGUACCUGCCCCCGCAGCAGAACAUACCACCGAACCGGCUUGACUUCACAUCCUCCUAUGACGGGGACUUUUCUGGAAACGGCUUCUACAAGCCAUUCCCCCUGCAGACGUCCGCUCACCACGCCCUCAGCUACUACCCAGAGCAUCCUUUUGCGUCGAGCAGYGUGUCRGUAUCAGCGGCCGGGUCAGCGGGAUGGAGCACCAGCAGGCACACCCCACAGUAUCCCAGCAAACCCGCCCCCAGUCUGAGCUGGUUCAGACCCAUUUCGUCCUCCUCUUCCUCCUCGUCAUCUUCCACGCCCCCCGGGAACCCCAGGCUGCACCCGCCCUCGCUCCUGGAGUCCCUGCAGCCACCUGUGCUGCACGAAAAGCCGAAAGACCCCACCGGGGUKGCAGCCGAGGACCCCUGGCUCGAGCCGCCCUCCGUCAAAUCAGCAGACUCAGCCGACUCGGGCAUGUUCGAGGGAAACAAGAAGAGGAGAGUGUCGCCCUACACGUCCAGCACUGAAAACUCCCCGCCUCCGCGUGCCGGGGAGGCCUGUGAAAAAGACAGCAACAGCGAUCCAGACUACUACGGCUAUUACACCCACUGAGGGCCUCCCGUUUCAUCACAAACGUUUCCUAACGCCCUCUCACAGCRCCCCUGAGUCUGCCGGUCUGCAAGGUCUUCAUGAUGGAUUGAAACAAACAGAACCACAAAACGUAAGCCCUCACAGUGAAAAACAUCCACAGCGUAAAGUUUCAUCUCACAAGAGUCAAAAUGAUCACAGGAGGAACUCUUUAAAGGACAGCGACAAAGUAAACAGAAGUGGAUGUGACUGGGACUCUGGCCUACAGUCACAUAAACACCAAACAGACAUACAGAGGUGUGACUGAAGUCUUUGAAACAUCUGGAGAUUUAAGACGGGGGGAGGAGGGGGGGAGGCCCAAACAUCUGCAUAUCUGCUUGCUGACAGAUGCCUGCAGGAAUUGUCUGUUCUUUCUGCAUCAAACCCACUCCGGCUGCGGUGCCAUGUCUUGUCUGUGUCUUCCUUCGCACCUUCAACCGUUUACACAUUUCUUCGCGAUGUGCUCACGUUCAUUUCUCCCAGUAAUUCUACGCCGAAACUGGUUAGCAAAAAAAACACAAAAAAAAAACAGAAAAACUCAUGUCCUCUCUAACCUUUGGCUCAUGAUAAACGAUGCGGCUCCCACUUGUGGCAGUGGAGGAGAAGUGCAGGCAGUUGGUGUAAAGGUCAAAGUCAGAGCAGGGUUUAGUACAGCUUAGCAGAUGCGUGUUAAUAGUGUGGCAGUGACGGCAAAAGCACAAUGAAAUAGACACAUUAUCUGGAGGUUGCGCAGCAUCUGACAGUGAUUAUUCAUGCAUAAUGUUUAAUCAUACACACAAAGUUGAAAACAAAGGCAGAUUUAGGUCCUUUCAUGUGUUCAAACACCUAGAAGUUUUCCAAAUUUUCUCUAAUUAUUACCUCAAACCUGUUUUUUAAUGGCAUUCUGUGAUAGAGCAAUGCAAAUUAGUGAAUAAUUAUGAAGCUCAACAACUUUUUGAUACUUUUUUUCCUUUUUUACAAAUAAUCUAAAAAAAUGUGACAUUCAUAUGAAUUCAACCCCACCAAUCAAGGGGUUAUGGCACAGAGCCAUAACCCCUCAAAGUGUGCAUGGAGAGACUGAAAUUUCUGACCGUUCGUCUGUGCAAAAACACCUUAACUUUAAAUUUUCAAUCAAUUGUUAAUCAGAUUUGGCCAUUCUUACAAAUGUAUUUGUUUUGAUCUAGAGUUCAAUUUCGUGUAGGAAGAUGAUUCGCAGCUCCAGGCUCAAGGCUUUGCAGUCUCUAUCGGGUUUGCCUACAGGUUUAAUCCAUGUUCCCAAUAACUCUUACCGGUUUUAGUGUCUCUGAAAAAAAGCAUCUCCGCUGUAAGUUGCCACCUUUUUAUGGUGGGGAUGGUGUGAUCAGGAUUUUGGUUUUCUGCCUCACYGUUUUAUAUGAAGGUGAAAAAACAGGAUUUCAUUUAACCUGAUCACCUCAUCCUUCACCUCCUCUCUUGCCUCUAUUUUAACAAUUGAUUUCUUAACACAUAARUCCCAGAUUUGUUGACUGUAACAUCAUUGGAUAUCCCCCAUAUGUGUCUCUGCAGCUCCAUCAGAGUAACCAAGCCUCCUUCAUGGUUUUCUGAUUAAUUGUCUCGCUGCCCAGUCUGUCAGUUUAGGUAGACAUCGUUGUCUUGGUAAGUUUGUAGUUGUGCGAUACUCUUUCCAUUUUCAGAUGAUGGAGAGGUCACUGCUCUUUAAGUUUGGAAUAUCUGCUAUAAACUUCAAUCACUCACCCUUUUUUUCCACUUAACWUUUAGCAGCGGCUGCAGGGUAACGAUUGAUUUAGAUAGACUUGUACUUUAUGAAAAAAGCUUCAAACAAGACUAGCUGAGGCAUGUGGGUGUAAAGUGCGAAGAUUCUGACCUUGCAAUAAUUAGUCGGCGUUAAAUCACUCCCGUCAACAAACCCACAAUCAGUAUGAGCAUCAAUAACUGCCGAACAGCGUCACCAAGAGAAGCAUACAGGCUUUUAAAACACAGACAAAAUGGCAGUCAUUCUGUAGAUCAGUUGAUAGCAGGCCGUGAGGACGCCCACAUGCACCUGUAGUUAAACUGUCAGCCUCAGACCACAAUAAACAGGAAGCACAAAGUGACCAGACCGACACUCUGAAUUUCCCCCCUGGUCUCAGGACCCAUCAUGUGGUGACGCUGGUUGACAGAGGCCCGGCUCCUGGCCUGGUGACAGAAAUAAAGAGUGAGGCCACAGUCGGAGCUGAUCAGAGGUCUGCUUCUCACUCCUCACCAGGUGUGCUAAACGCCUCAGACAACACCGGAGGCGACAAGCGAGCGCCCAGUGUUAUCUAUCAGGGAAAUUUCAAUGUUGACCGUCCAAGCUCAAAUUGAUUACACAUGUGUGAAAUGCAUGGAGAUGGUGUUAACUGAUGGAGCCAUUACUACUGCGACAAGCAGAAAUUCAACAACUGCCAUAUGCAGUUAAAGCCGAGUAGAAAUGCUUGUUGUUAAAAAAGCAUGUUUACAUUUUAACCUCUUUGUAAAUUUAAUGAGCCUGUAGACUGUAAAUUUGCAGAGAAAAGAAAGGGAAAUAUUUAAAAGCAUUUCUAAAACAGUUUCCAUGAAACAAAAGGUUGUUGCAUCCACCUAUAUCCAUUUCUAUUCAUUUUUUAUAACCGCUCAUCCUUGCAGAGCUGCAGGGAGGACUGGUUAAUAUCUACAGGGGUCCUUGGCCACCCUGGGUAAAAUCAGUAUGACACACACUUAUUCACACCUAAGAACAAUUUAGAGAGGCCGACUAACCUACGUCAUGUUUUUGAACUGUGGGAGGAUGCUGGAAUUCYCAGAGAGAACCCAGAAAUACACAAGGAGAACAGGCAAACUCCACACAGAGAGACCCAAGACCGAGAUUUGAACUCAGGACCUUCUUGCUGCAAGGCAACGCUGCUACCAGCCGCCCACUGUGCAGCCACAACUUAUAGCUAYAUAGRCUAAAUAACCAUAACAAGUAGCUAAAAAUACAUUUUACUGGUUUCAUAAGAUUCAAACUUUAAAAUUUUGUARUAAUGCAUUCAACUGGUGCUGAAACUAUCAGCUUGAUUAGCCUAUUUUUACUAAAUGACACCGUGGAGCUACUUGUAGUAGCUAAUAGCUACAAUUUACCGGUGACAUGGCAUUAGCUUAAGCUAAUCAGUAGCUUUUUGUUAUUUAUUUAAUGCCAGAAAUUAAAUAAACAGGUUAUGAAAUGUGUAUGUAAUGGUCUGAAUGGUAACAGAUGUAACGAUUCAUUAAAUAGUAACAAGGUGCUGAAAACACAUUAGAGGGAAAAUCUCAUUGUGUUUCUCGUGUUAUGUUUCUACAAGAAAAUGUUUCUUAUUUAAUAUAUUCAUAUUUGUCAAAUAAUUAUUCACGCGGUACGUCGAUGAAGGUUUUCCAAUGUUCUGUAAGGGCAUUUGAAUGAAGAUGAAAUUAAUUUAGGGCGAGGGUGCACAUGCAGAAACAAAGAGAGAAAGUGUCACAGAAAUACCGGCCUGCAAAUAUAUCAGUUGCUUUUUUUUAAUUUUCUAUGGUCUCCAUGGUAAACAAAUGACCUCUCACCUACAUGGCGGCAAAAUCUCACAUCAAACAGCUGCAUGAAAAUGCCGUCAGAUACCUCAGGAAGGGCCCCUGCUGAACAUCCCAGACCUUAUGAGAAACUUUAACCAGUGACUCGACUCCUUCAGUGUUUUUUU